This is a messenger RNA of Myotis brandtii (Brandt's bat), 3554 nucleotides long. It is a transcript of the gene SYMPK, whose product is annotated as symplekin. The transcript is spliced from 26 exons. Gene Ontology annotation, cellular component: mRNA cleavage and polyadenylation specificity factor complex. Lineage: Eukaryota; Metazoa; Chordata; Mammalia; Chiroptera; Vespertilionidae. The record is from RefSeq and is a predicted model, not a curated record.
CAGUCCAGAGCAUACAGCUCAGAUGGAGAGACCCCGAGGCCAGAGAGGGGCUGCUGUGUGUUCACUGGUUCAUCACUCAGCAGAUGUCGGCGGUCAUUCCGCUGUGUGCAAAGUCCUGGAGGACACACGGGACAGCAGCCAUGGCAGGCAGCAGUGGGGACAGCAUCACGCGGCGGAGCGUGGCUUCACAGUUUUUCACGCAAGAGGAGGGGCUAGGCAUUGAUGUCAUGACCACUUCAGAGAGAGUGGUCGAUCUCCUGAACCAGGCGGCACUGGUCACCAGUGAGUCCAAGAUCACACUGCUCAAGCAGGUCCAGGAACUGAUCAUCAACAAAGAUCCCACCCUCCUGGACAACUUCCUGGAUGAGAUCAUCGCUUUCCAAGUAGAUAAGUCGAUUGAAGUGCGCAAAUUUGUCAUUGGCUUCAUCGAGGAGGCCUGCAAGCGAGACAUCGAGCUGUUGCUGAAACUGGUUGCGAACCUUAACAUGCUCCUGCGGGACGAGAACGUGAAUGUGGUGAAGAGGGCCAUCCUCACCAUGACCCAGCUCUACAAGGUGGCCCUGCAGUGGAUGGUGAAGUCACGGGUCAUCAGCGAGCUCCAGGAGGCCUGCUGGGACAUGAUGUCCGCCAUGGCCGGGGACAUCAUUGUGCUGUUGGACUCCGACAACGAUGGUGUCCGGACCCACGCCAUCAAGUUUGUGGAGGCCUUCAUUGUCACCCUGUCGCCCCGCAUGGCUGACUCGGAGAUACCCCGACGCCACGAGCAGGACAUCAGCCUGGACCGCGUGCCGCGCGACCACCCCUACAUCCAAUACAACGUGCUGUGGGAGGAGGGCAAGGCAGCCUUGGAGCAGCUCCUCAAGUUCAUGGUGCACCCCGCCAUCUCCUCCAUCAACCUGACCACAGCGCUGGGCUCCCUCGCCAGUAUCGCCCGCCAGAGGCCCAUAUUCAUGUCUGAGGUGAUUCAGGCCUAUGAAACCCUGCAUGCCAACCUGCCCCCCACGCUGGCCAAGUCUCAGGUGAGCAGCGUUCGCAAGAACCUCAAGUUGCACCUGUUGAGUGUGCUGAAGCACCCAGCCUCCUUAGAGUUCCAGGCCCAGAUCACCACCCUGCUGGUGGACCUGGGCACGCCCCAGGCCGAGAUCACCCGCAACAUGCCCAGCAGCAAGGACGCCCGAAAGCGGCCUCGAGAUGACUCGGAUUCCUCGCUCAAGAAGAUGAAGCUGGAGCCCAACCUGGGGGAGGACGACGAGGACAAAGAUUUGGAACCAGGCCCAUCGGGGACCUCGAAGGUCUCAGCCCAGAUCUCGGGCCAGUCAGACACAGACAUCACAGCCGAAUUCCUGCAGCCUCUGCUGACACCCGACAAUGUGGCCAACCUGGUCCUCAUCAGCAUGGUGUACCUGCCUGAGGUCAUGCCUGCCUCCUUCCAAGCCAUCUACACCCCAGUGGAGUCGGCAGGCACCGAAGCCCAGAUCAAGCACCUGGCUCGGCUCAUGGCCACACAGAUGACGGCCGCGGGACUGGGGCCAGGUGUGGAGCAGACCAAGCAGUGCAAGGAGGAGCCCAAGGAGGAGAAGGUGGUGAAGCCUGAGAGUGUCCUGAUCAAGCGACGCCUGUCAGCCCAGGGCCAGGCCAUCUCGGUGGUGGGCUCCCUGGGCUCCAUGGCCACCCUGGAGGAGGAGGCGCCCCAGGCCAAGAGAAGGCCAGAGCCCAUCAUCCCUGUCACGCAGCCCCGGUGAGCAAAUUCGGGAAUCCUUCAAGAUCUUUUUCGGUGCUCUUCACCUGGCCUUCCUCACUUAACCUGGGGUCUGCACUGGGUGCGCUGAGCCUGGGCGGGGGUUGCCCACCGCAUGCCCACGCGCUCGCUCUCCUGUCAGGUGCGCAUAAAGAUCCUGGCCAGCCUCGUGACGCAGUUCGACUCGGGCCUGAAGGCUGAGGUCCUGUCCUUCAUUCUGGAGGACGUACGGGCCCGCCUGGACCUGGCCUUCGCCUGGCUCUACCAGGAGUACAACGCCUACCUCGCAGCCGGUACCUCGGGCUCCCUGGACAAGUACGAGGACUGCCUCAUCCGCCUGCUCUCCGGCCUGCAGGAGAAGCCAGACCAGAAGGAUGGGAUCUUCACCAAGGUUGUGCUGGAGGCGCCCCUGAUCACGGAGAGUGCCCUGGAGGUGAUUCGCAAGUACUGCGAGGAUGAGAGUCGCACCUACCUGGGCAUGUCCACCCUCCGAGACCUGAUCUUCAAGCGCCCGUCCCGCCAGUUCCAGUACCUGCACGUCCUGCUGGACCUCAGCUCCCAUGAGAAGGACAAGGUGCGCUCCCAGGCCCUGCUGUUCAUCAAGCGCAUGUACGAGAAGGAGCAGCUGCGAGAGUAUGUGGAGAAAUUUGCCCUCAACUACCUGCAGCUCCUGGUCCAUCCCAACCCGCCAUCGGUGCUGUUUGGAGCCGACAAGGACACAGAGGUGGCAGCGCCCUGGACCGACGAGACAGUGAAGCAGUGUCUGUACCUCUACCUGGCCCUCCUACCGCAGAACCACAAGCUGAUCCACGAACUGGCAGCUGUGUACACUGAGGCCAUCGCCGACAUCAAGCGGACGGUGCUGAGGGUCAUCGAGCAGCCGAUCCGGGGAAUGGGCAUGAACUCGCCAGAGCUGCUGCUCCUGGUGGAAAACUGCCCCAAGGGCGCAGAGACUCUGGUCACGAGAUGCCUGCACAGCCUCACAGACAAAGUCCCGCCCUCCCCGGAGCUGGUGAAGCGCGUCCGGGAUCUCUACCACAAGCGGCUGCCCGAUGUCCGCUUCCUCAUCCCCGUGCUCAACGGGCUGGAGAAGAAAGAAGUGAUCCAGGCCCUGCCGAAGCUCAUCAAACUCAACCCCAUCGUGGUGAAGGAGGUCUUCAACCGCCUGCUGGGCACCCAGCACGGUGAAGGGAACUCGGCCUUGUCCCCGCUGAACCCUGGAGAGCUGCUGAUCGCAUUACACAACAUCGACUCGGCAAAGUGCGACAUGAAGUCCAUCAUCAAAGCCACCAACCUGUGCUUUGCGGAGCGGAACGUGUACACAUCGGAGGUGCUGGCCGUGGUGAUGCAGCAGCUGAUGGAGCAGAGUCCCCUGCCCAUGCUGCUCAUGAGGACCGUCAUCCAGUCCCUGACCAUGUACCCCCGCCUGGGGGGCUUCGUCAUGAACAUCCUGUCCCGCCUCAUCAUGAAGCAGGUGUGGAAGUACCCCAAAGUGUGGGAGGGCUUCAUCAAAUGCUGUCAACGCACCAAGCCCCAGAGCUUCCAGGUCAUCCUGCAGCUGCCACCCCAGCAGCUGGGCGCCGUGUUUGACAAGUGCCCAGAGCUCCGGGAGCCCCUGCUGGCCCAUGUCCGCUCCUUCACCCCCCAUCAGCAAGCACACAUCCCCAACUCCAUCAUGGCCAUCCUGGAGGCCAGUGGCAAGCAGGAGCCGGAGGCCAAGGAGACUCCUGCAGGGCCUCUGGAGGAGGUGAGGACCAGGAGCCCUCAGGCGAUGUCCAGGGGGAGCGGACCUAAGUCGUCAGUCGGACAUCCUUAG